AUGUAUCCCAAUUUUAGGCCUAUAGGCCAAAGGGAUACAUCCAUCCCCCAUCAUCAGGUGGAUGAGGACACAGGAAUGUGGAUAGUUUGUCCAGGAUAUAGAGCAAACAAUACUCCAGAGCACACCAUCAUUCACACUGAUGCUAUCUAUCAUGCUGCCCAUCUUAUUCCCAUGGUUUUGCUGAUGUAUGGCAUGGAACUCCUGUGGCAGGAGCUCAAGUUUUAUCAUUCCUAUGAUGCAUUUCAGACUUACUAUGUCAACAAAUAUGCUGACCAUCACACCGUUGAGAUUGCAUUUUGA
Messenger RNA from Suillus subaureus, 300 nucleotides. RefSeq lists its product as uncharacterized. NCBI's taxonomy places the organism in Eukaryota, Fungi, Basidiomycota, Agaricomycetes, Boletales, Suillaceae. The record is from RefSeq and is a predicted model, not a curated record. The transcript is spliced from 2 exons. The coding region runs from base 1 to 300 and encodes 99 amino acids.